Molecule: messenger RNA, 777 nt
Organism: Bombyx mandarina (wild silkworm)
Lineage: Eukaryota; Metazoa; Arthropoda; Insecta; Lepidoptera; Bombycidae
Gene: Mctp
Product: multiple C2 domain and transmembrane region protein
Biological process (GO): regulation of neurotransmitter secretion
Cellular component (GO): synaptic vesicle membrane
Molecular function (GO): calcium ion binding
Source: RefSeq, a predicted model, not a curated record
AAUAUUAAAACAGCAUAUGGUUCAAUUCAAAAUAAACUUUCUUCGAAGGAAAUGUUUAUUGAUUGAUACAGAAUUCGCGUAAUCUCCGUAAUGCAGCGCGUAUAUUAAUUCUAGCAAGCUCUGACAGGAAAUUAUGUUUUCAAAGGAAUAUCUAGUUGGCAUUAGCUCUCGAUAGUGCAGAGAGGUGUUCAUAGCGGAUAUAAAUGAGCGAAAAUCUUGAAACGAUGGCGGACAAAGAGAACAAAAUGGACAAAUUAAAGAAGAACUUCAUAAGAAUCCAAGGUAAAAUACAAGAUAGAAUGGAUGAUAUACACGAUCAAGUACAGAACAGAAUAGAGAGAUCGAAAAUUUCACGAUUCGUGUCACAUAUAUCUUCGGAAGAGAGAAGUUCAGUAGAAGAUAAUCAAGAAGAAAAAGAAGACGGUGCUUAUACUGAAUGCGUAGAAGUUCGAGAAAACACGAGUAGAAUUCCACAUGUUGUUGUAGAUGAGCCUCCUGGUACGAACCAAGAUCCUAAGGAUAUCUGUAAGCACUUUAUAUGUAUUGAAAAGGAAAAUGUUCUGUACAAGAAGAGAAGUAAAUCAGUCACAAAUCUGUCAUAUGACGAUGAAUCAAACGAUUACAGUUCCACAGACUCCUGCGUCUCCUGUUUAUCAUCUAGCGAUGAAAGUACCUGCUCAAAAAUACUAGGAUAAACGAUGUGAACAAGAGGCUCAAAGCACAAAUAUGGAGUUCAGUGGUGACUAUAGUAUUAGUCGAAGCCAAAAACCUCUCGGC